Messenger RNA from Lathyrus sativus (Indian pea), 279 nucleotides. NCBI's taxonomy places the organism in Eukaryota, Viridiplantae, Streptophyta, Magnoliopsida, Fabales, Fabaceae. The record is from the annotation of a GenBank genome assembly.
AUGAGUUCACGCAAUGUACAUCUUUCAUCUGAAGUGAGGGAAAAGGCACUAUCUAUAAACAAAUCCUUAUCAAAAGCCAAGUCAGCCGCAGAAGACGGUCAGAUACAAUAUGAGAAAUUGAGGAACUUAGUCAUCCAAUGCAAUACUGACGCCGGGGGAAGAAUCAACUAUGCUGAGAGUCUACAGAAAGUGGAGUUGAUCAAAAGUCCUGUUGUGUUCUGUGUUGCUGCAUUGUUUGGGAAGGUCAGACUUAUAGACAAUAUGGAAAUCAACUUAUAA